AUGGAAGAAAUCAUCAAAAAAAUUGCGAGAUUUGAUCAUCCUGAAAUAUCAGAUAGGGCAAUUUUAACAGUUUGCUCAAAACUUUCAAAUAGAGUUGCUCGUAUUGACGAUUUUAUCGAGAUAGAGAAGUGUGUUAUUUCAGGGCUCAUAAUGAGUUGAAUUAAUAUAAGGCAAGAAGAGGCAGAAAUUCAAACAAUAAAUGCAGCACUCAAAGUAUUACAGUUACUUGCACUGAAUCCUAAAGGACAUUUCAGCUUGAUGAGCUUAGGUGCAAUAGAUUUUUUUAAUGCUUAUUACAAAAAUGCCCCAACCACGCUUCAAUCUUUAGUUUCAGGAAUUUUAAAUGCGCUAGUAAGCCCUGCAUUUGCACCAAUCCCAAUAUCUCAGCCUUCCCAAAUUCCUGAUAUUGAUGAAAAGCUUCAAAUUUUUCCAGCAAAUGAACUUCCAAACGUAACAAGGCCUAAAAACCCGCCAAAGAAAGAAAAUUAUACCAAAGAUCCUGAACAGCUUGGUACAAUUCUGGAACAUUGCGAAUUUCCUCCUGUCUUAUUGUGUGAUAGUGACGAAAAAGUGAUUUUCGACUUAGGAGUUUUGGUCAAAUUUGGGAACGUGGAAGAAAUGAUUGAGAGCUGCAAUGAUUUCCAAUAUUCAAUUUUACAGAAUUAUCCAUUGGAUUCUCUAAUACUUAAUUAAAUAUGGGCGUUAGGCCUCCCGGCCAUACAGCCUUGAACACAUAUUAAUCAUAUCCGGCAAGGCUUUACCAGUCCAGAAAUGGACAGCUAUUCGGUAAGCAAUCUUAGUGUUUGGGGUCUAGCCUUAGCCUGCUUUCAGAGCUGGAAUUUAAUGUGAAGGACUUGGAGUUGAAAAGGGAAAGUCCAGCAAAGCCUCUUAGACCAGUCGGGCAACUCCUUAGGGUGAAACCAGGAGUUAGCCCUGGGCUACAAGUAUUUAGUUUUUGCCAAGAGUUUCAUGUUUUAGAUUUUUAUAUGGGUAUCUGGCGUAUGGCAUGGUGGCCCAUCCCACUCCACUCUCCGUUCGACACUAGCCUCAUGCGGAGAGAGUUAAUCCCUGAUGGGGAGGUUGCAGGAGGCCUAACAAAGCAAGUUGGGAGAUAAAUACCCAGUCAGGUAGCUUCUCAAUAAUCUUAACUAACUGGCUAACUAACUAACUAAAUAACUAAUUGGAUUCACUAAUGCAAAGACCUGACUUAAUAAGAAGUAUUAUAAGCUUAGCUAGCAUAGCGCUUCAAAAAGGAGCUUUAGAAGUGACUUAUAAAGCUUUGAAAUCAAUGGAAGCAAUUUUAAUCAAGCUUGAACAUUUUACAACACAAGCAAGCAAAGCUGAAUACAGGGCUGCUACUUGUACACCGAAAAAGGUGCUGCUUCCUUUGGAGCAUAUCGAAAUUUCUGUUCCUUGUUUGAAAGGUGAGCAGUGGGGAGUUGGGACCCCAGGACUGACUUUAUCAAGUUUAUCUUUGGCUGAAUUAAUAAUCAAUGGAAUUCCCCUUGAAGAUUCCAGAAUUAUAGGAGUUGCUAUUAAAUCUUGGGAAGCUGGACUUUGGACUAUGCCUAAACUACUAAAAUACCCCAAAGUAGUGAACAAUAUCUUAGAAAAAAUCGGAAAUGCACUGCAGCAGCACUCAGAAAAGCCUAAUUCCAAUGAAAACUCUAUCAUAAUAAAAUCAAUUUUAGAACUUGGGCUCAAAUUCAUUUUCAUGCUCCCUCCAGACAGAAUAUCUGAAUGUCUCUCCAAACAGAGCAAUUUAUCAAAAUUCAUAGCUGAUUUAAUUGUAUUUCAAGGCGAAAAUUGCGAUGAAAUUCUGCCGUAUUUAGAAGAAAUCGAUAAAGACGCAGUAAAAGAGUUCGAAUAUGCCAAAAAAUGUAUGGAAGCUAUAGAAGCCAGCAUAAAAAUAAAGCAAUUGCUUGCUCAUCAGAAGACUCUUCCUAUAACUUCUCCAGAGAUGUUUUAUAAUGCUAUAAUAUUUUUCGAAAGAGUUAUGCCAGUAUUAGAGUUUCAGCAAGACUUGCCAAUCCAAAACCCUAUUUUAGAUUUAAAUGUAUACAGCCAAUUAUUAUCACAAGACUCCACGCUAGAUUCUAGAUCUCAGCAAUGCCAAAAUUUAUUAUUAGCAUUAUUAGCCAGUCCUAUAGAAACUGUUAAACAAAAUACUUUUAAAGCUGUAAAAGCAGCGGUUAUUGAAGAUAUUGCGAUGACAGGUAUAGGAGAAGGGGUUAUUAGAAGCAAAGCUAUUAAAUCUUUGCUCUUGCAAGAACCUAUUUUAGGAUUUUUAAUUAUUUCCUGUACUGAAAUCCAUGAUGUCAUACCUAGAGUUUUGGAAACUUUAGAAGACUAUAACAAACUUGUCCCAUAUUUCACAAUCUUGCAAGGCUUAAGUGCAAUAAAUCCUAAUCUAGGCGGCAUAAUCCAUACACUUACAAACCAGCAGCCAGCCUCUCAACCACUUCGGUUCAUAAGAGACUUAUUCAGUCAAAAUUCAUCAAAUCGUAUUUUGGCAGCACAAAUAUUAAAAUCUUGCCAUACGCCUGAAAAUAUCCAAGAGUCAUGAAUUUCAAAUCAGCGAGAUUUCUGGGAUUCACCUGAAACUUUAGAUCUUGUUCCAGAGCUGGAAUCCCACGGAGAGCUUGAUUUGCUCCAACUUCCGAAAAAUAACAAUGUAAGCUCAGCAGAAAUGAUGAAUUUACUAAACAUUUUGAAAUCAGAAAGUUUGGAAACUAACUUAAAAGUUGCGGCUGCUGAACAAGUUUUAAUUCACUUGCUAUGUGGGACUAAUGAAGUCCAGUUACUUGAAGAUUUUAUUGUAAAUGCAAUCCAAGAGCUAAGGGUUCCAGACGAAGAAGACAGAGCUGGGAUUAGGCUAGUGAGUAAUUCUUUGCAGAUUUUAGUAGUAAUUGCUUUAAACUACCCACAGCAAGCUAGAAAAAUAUACCAGUCUUCAGUUAAAUUUAUGUGUACCAUUGUGCCACUUAUAUAUAACCCAUACAGACCAAUAAGAUACUAUUCACUUUAUUUAUUAUACAUUUUAGCGUUUUCAAAUCAAAUCCAAAGAAAUUCAUUUAUUCUUUCGACUUUAUUUGUGCUUGUCCCACAGUCUGUAGAGCAUUCUAAAUUAAAGCCUAUACAAGUAAUAGAUGUUAUUAAAAAUACAUUUUUAUGUCCAUUCCCUAUUCAAGUUUUGAAAGUGACAAAUUCGACUUUGUGCAAGUUUUUAGAUUUCUGGGAAAUGGUACCAAGUUCGGAAAGGGUACAUAAUUAUGUAUUUAAUAGAAAAGUUUAUAAGUUUGAUGUAGAAGACAAAUUGGAUGAAUAUGGAAAUGAGCUAAACCAGGCUGAAACACAUGCAGAUAUAUUAAGGACUAUGCUCUCGUGGGAAAAUUUAGUACUGGCGACCAAAUCGGUGAGCUUUAAUGCUUAUAAAAGUUUAUUGAAACCAGACUCAUUGUUUUUCUCACAAAUUUCCAGCAUAUUAAGAGUCCCACCCACUUCCAGACCAGAAGACCUUCUAUACAUUCAUUUAUUAGAAAGCUUUAGAACCGUUUUAGCUUAUGCAAAUCCGUCAACAUCACAGCAGGAAUUUGAAUUUAUACAAAAUUUAUGCUUAUUACUCCAGCGAUCAAUGCUACCUUUCUUAUCAGAGUUAACUGAUUUACACUCAAGAGAAGCCUUGAUAAGCUCAAUCUUAAGAUUUUCAGAAAAGCUGCUAAUUCACCAUGGCAGUACUUGUCCUAACGUUGAAGGAAUUAUAAAAGUUCUUUCAAGAUUCCAAAUUGAGCCAGGAAAAGCAUCACUAUUAUCUUUAUUAGAAAGAAUUUUGCAAGCCAUCGACAAUUUAAAGCUUUAUGGAGAAGUGAUUUCAGUGUUGAUUUUGGUUAUGGAUAAUGACAAUCUGAAAUUAUCUAUGGAUAUUAUUGCCUCUCCACAAUCACAAUAUAAUAUCACAUCAAUUAUAAAUUUAGUUCUUACGAAGCUUAUUCCAUUUACUUCUCCCUCUACUUUUGUGCAUAAAAAUACUCUUAAAAAAGCAUUGCAGCUUUGUAUAAGAAUUCCAGAAUGGGUGCAGCCAGAAAGCUAUAUUUGGUGCAUGAAGCUUGCUGAAGAUAGAGAAAUUUCUAUCAGAAUAUUAGCUUGGUGUUUCUUAUGGAAAAAAUCAAGAAUAGCAUAUGAAAAGCAUAGCAGCGUGCUGGAUACUGCAUUAGAUGUGAUUUUUGCACAAGCAGAAAGCUAUGGUGUUAAAACUCAAGCCUGUGCAUUUCUAUGCAGCUUGACUGAGUCUUUAAUAAACUCUGAAGAUUCCGCAGAAAUGACAGAUACAGUCUUAAAAACUUUGUAUCAGUAUGGAGUUAUUUCAAAUGUGAAAAAAUGUUCUUUUUGGGGUGAGGUUAAUUAAAGUACACUGUACUUUUUUAAACCCCCUCCGAAAAACCUACAAAAAUGACUGUGUGCUUUAAAAAUGGUCGUUUAGUGUGAAAAAAGUACAAACGGUACUUUUCGAUUUUUUAAAAAAACAGGGGGGUGAAAAAAGUAAACGGUGAAAAAAAAACAGCCAAAACAGAGGAAAAAAAGUACAUAUAAAAAUCAAUAUUCUAUCAAGACUAAGUAAAUUUAAGCAAAGAAAGGCCAAGGUUAAAUUGCAUAAUAAGCAGCUUGUAUUGCAUUAUAAUAAAUACUAAACAAUAUUGCUGGAAAGAAUGCAAGAGCUGCAUGAUAAACAAUAAAGAAUAUUUGGCUCUCAAAAUAAGAGGAAAAAAGUACGCUGCAAAAUAUAAAAUGAUUAAAGUGACGUAGAAUAAUCUAAUAUAAAAGACUAAUAAUAAGCACAGGAAAUUCCAGUAGAAAGGUCAACUUAAUUUGUUAAAUAAAAGACCAAAAGUUACAAAGAAAUAUAAGAAAAGUGAUUAUGGAGAAAAAAUUUAAAAAAUGGAUGAAAAAAGUACAUGUUUUUUUCAUAUGCAAAAAAAGAGUGAAAAAAGUACUCAUAAAAUUUUUAACAGUGCAAAUUUUGGAUGAAAAAAGUACAAAGGGAAAAAAAAAAAAACAGAGGAAAAAAGUACAUUGACUUUUUAUAUGAAAAUACUAAUUUUUUAAAUAUGUUUACCUUAAAAUGAGAAGAACGCAUCAAAUUUAAUUUUUUGCUGCAUAUAUUAAUUCUCAAUCCACCCCCUUUAAAUUGGAACAAAAAAUUUUUUUUUGCUAGAAAAAAAUAUCACUUAACUUAACUUAAACAGACUGGCUCGUGCCUUUAAUUUUAACGCAAUCACAAUGAUCCCUUGUGGGAUUCAUCCGCUUUGCGACAUCACUCCCACAUAAAGCGGGAGUACUGAUGCCUCCUCCUUGUCUCUUGUAAAAGACUCCAGUGUUGAGUGGGCAGACUACGGGUUUGUGAGGCCUCCUGAGGCUGAGGGAAUACAAGUUGGCAUUCCGAAAUUCCAAAAAAUGGAAUUUCUGGUAGCCUGUCGGCAAAAGGGUAAAGUCCAGAUCCUGGAACGUAACGCCCAGUCUCACGCUAGGCAGUUGCCCAAUUGUCUAGCUAUUACCUGUAGACUCUGAUGGUCUUGCCCCUUUCCAAAUCUUAACCCUCCUUUCCUUAGAGGUAAAAACCAGUCUCGAAUUUGGACUUGGGCUAGGUUCUACGCUCCUGCAGAAUUAGUUGCUAGCAUUGCUGUCCAUUUCAAGGCUAGAAAAACCUUGCCGGAUAUAAUUAAAAUAUGAGUCGAAGGCUGUAUGGCCGUGAGGCCAUACCUAAACGAAGACGCCAUAUUUUAACUAUCUAGAAAAAAUAUCAAUAUAAAAAUUUUUUAUAAAAAAAAAAUUUCAAAAAUUUAUCGAAUUAGAUUAAUAAAUUUGUUUAAUAAAAUGCUAUUUACUCUUUUUCCUUUAAAACAAAGCAAUAUAUAACUAAAUUUGCAUUAUUAGUUAAUACGCCCACUAUUAAUUGGCAUCAAAAUUAUUUACACAAAAAUUAUUAUUUUUAUUAAUAAAAAAAAAUUAAAAAAAAAAAUUUUAGAAAAUUUAUCGAUCAAAGUGCUAAUUUUGUUUAUGUAAGAUGCUAUUUAUACUCUAUACUUUUAAAAUAAAGCAAGAAAUAAGUAAAUUUUUAUAUUUUAUAAAGAAUUCCUAUUGAAUUUAUAUCAAAACUAUUUAAAUAAAAAAUUUAGCAAUUAAGGAUAAUAAAUUUAUUUAAAUAAGAUGCUCUUUAUACUCUCUUCUUUAAACAAGAGCAAGAUAUAACUAAAUUUUUAUUUUAGCUAAGAAGAAGCAUUUAACUUAUAUCAAAACUUUUUUAGAUAAAAAUUAUAUAUAAUUUUUUAUUAUAAAAUUAAAUUUUGUUCCAAUUGAAGGAGCUAAUUUAUCAAAAAAGGGGAAAUUUUACCUAUAUUUGCUCCAAUUUAAAGGGGGUGGAGUGAGAAUUAAUAUAUGCAGCAAAAUUUAAGAUUUAAGAUUUAAGAUUACGAUAACACUUCGUCGACCCCCACUUAGCUUAGGAUCUGACAAGCAAGCCCAUCCUUCCUGAAUUCCAUCACUGGCUAACAGCUCUGAAUAACGGUAGGUGGAAUUGGCCUAACCGUCGAACCGUUACAGUAGCCUAUGACCUAGACGAGUCUCUCUUUCUUUCUUGAUGUUGAUUCAAGCACACAAGGAACUGCCGAAGCAGUUCUAGCGCCAAUAUCCUUCAGAAAGUCUGAACUUCCCUCACUAGGAUGACCUUAGGGGACAAUGACCCUAAUUCAUGCGCUCCAUUUUUAAUUGUGUGUGCAGCAAAAUUAAAUUGAUGCGUUCUUCUCAUUUUAAGGUAAACAUAUUUAAAAAAUUAGUAGUAUUUUCAUAUAAAAAGUCAAUGUACUUUUUUCCUCUGUUUUUUUUUCCCUUUGUACUUUUUUCAUCCAAAAUUUGCACUGUUAAAAAUUUUAUGAGUACUUUUUUCACUCUUUUUUUGCAUAUGAAAAAAACAUGUACUUUUUUCAUCCAUUUUUUAAAAAAUUUUCUCCAUAAUCACUUUUCUUAUAUUUCUUUGUAACUUUUAGUCUUUUAUUUAACAAAUUAAGUUGACCUUUCUACUGGAAUUUCCUGUGCUUAUUAUUAGUCUUUUAUAUUAGAUUAUUCUACGUCACUUUAAUCAUUUUAUAUUUUGCAGCGUACUUUUUUCCUCUUAUUUUGAGAGCCAAAAUAUUCUUUAUUGUUUAUCAUGCAGCUCUUGCAUUCUUUCCAGCAAUAUUGUUUAGUAUUUAUUAUAAUGCAAUACAAGCUGCUUAUUAUGCAAUUUAACCUUGGCCUUUCUUUGCUUAAAUUUACUUAGUCUUGAUAGAAUAUUGAUUUUUAUAUAUGUACUUUUUUCCUCUGUUUUGGCUGUUUUUUUUUCACCGUUUACUUUUUUUCACCCCCCUGUUUUUAAAAAAAUCGAAAAGUACCGUUUGUACUUUUUUCACACUAAACGACCAUUUUUAAAGCACACAGUCAUUUUUGUAGGUUUUCGGAGGGGGUUUUAAAAAAGUACAGUGUUCUUUUUGAAAACUCUGGGCCUCACCCAGCUUAUUUCGGAAGUAUUGUGACUUUAUUAUAUAACAUUACUCUAUUAGAUUACUCACGAGUAAGCCCAAUUUUAAUACAAAUUGAUAUCUGGGAUCCUCUGAUAAGACUUAUCAGGCCUGGAGCCUUGCUUGAAAGACUAUUUAAUGAGCAGAGAAAGCCAUGCAAAGACUAUCAGAGCUACUCAUUUGAAGACACCUUGAUUGGGCUUGUCAGCAUUCUGAAUUUUAUUGCUCAUAUGAUGAAGCAAGAUGCUCAAAUUACUGAUUAUUUGUUAGAGUCCACCCACAUAUUGACUUAUGUCUUAGACUGGAUUCAAGAGUGCCUGGAAAGUUUCGAGGAAUCAAAAGAGCUUCUAUAUGGAAAAACACUGCAAAGUUUGUUGAGUUGUCUCCAUAUUUCUAUAUUCCAAAGUCCUGUGAAGUCCAAACAGUCAAUUGAAAAUUUCAGAUAUGAAUUACUAUGUGACAUAUUUGAUAUAUCAAGAGGCUCAGAAUUAAAACUAACUAUAUCAAGACUUCUAACAUGUUUAUUGCCGCAUUUUCCUAUUGAUGCAAAAGAAGCAGACCGUUUAGUCCUUCAUCUUAUUCAUAUUUAUAAAGAAAACCAACAUGAAGACCAAUUAGCAGCGGCUAGAGAUACAGAAAACGCUUUAGCAAGCUUAUUAUUUUACUCAGAAUCUGCCAAAAAUGUGGCGAUUGCUACUGGAUUUGCUAAAGAUUUAUACGGACUCGCUAAAGUGGUAUCUAACGAAAUCCAAGCUCAAGACUCUCAAAAAAAUAAAAAGCAAGAUGAUUUUUCCCUUAAAGUCUUAACAAGGUUUUUAACUCUUUUCAAACUUUGGUCUGCAAAUUCUCAAAGCGCAAAAGCAAGCCUAUCUGGAAAAGAAAAAAAAUCAGGGCCAUUACUUCAACUCUUAUUUAACUUGUGACCGCUAGCAUUAAGGAAAGAAAGUUUAUUUACAUUGCUUCUAGAAACUAUAUGCACUUUAAUAUCAGAAAGCGAGGUAUCUAAAGAGGCUUGCACUUAUACCCAAGAAAACCGGCAAUGUCUCUUGCUCUAUGUAAUUGAGUAUUUAAGUCGGCCGUCAACUGCGUCUGAUUUCAAUUUUCGACUUGCCUUAAAAAUGCUUGGGUCUUUGUGUGCAAGUACAAGCACUAGGCAGCUUUUAAUAAAAACAAAAUAUCCUCAGGGACUAUGCCAGCGCCUAGUCAAAGUCUGGAAUGAUUGCAAAGAUCCUCAAGCCAUUCCUAUUAAGUCUCCAUCAAUGAUUGAGUUUUUAGCUGCUUUUGCGUUUUAUGAUGAAGGGCAAAAAGUGAUUGCUACUAUUCCUGGGCUAAUUGAUGUUCUCGUAGAGGUACUUGAAAGGUUUUCAACUACAGGAAUUAAAUAUGAAGUCGUUGAAAACUCUUUAUUACUGCUUCGAAAUCUUUGUUUUUCAGCCAAUAAUAAGCCUCAUAUUUUAGCAAAUCAAAGAUCUUUAAUGCUACUAUUAACAUUUACCAGCAGUAAUAAACAAAAACCAAAACUUAGAAAUUUGGCCUCUUCUGCGUUAUGGGCUUUGCUUUAUAAUAACCAGAAAGUUAAAGGACUUUUAAGACAGGAUGAAAUACUGAGACAGCUAGAAGUUGUUCAGAGUGAUACCAGUAGAAGUGUCGAUGAGCUAACUUCGAAAGAAGAUAACGGAGACGAUUUAGAGAAUUUGAAACAAGUAGCAGAGAACAUAAACUCUGUGCUGAAAAUAUGCAUUGACCCAUAA
Molecule: messenger RNA, 9301 nt
Organism: Blepharisma stoltei
Lineage: Eukaryota; Ciliophora; Heterotrichea; Heterotrichida; Blepharismidae
Source: the annotation of a GenBank genome assembly